AUGGAAGUGGCCUCCAAGCUGCCGAUUGAACGCGCAGAGCGCAUCGCAAAGGUGUUUGAGAAGAUCGACGAGAACAGCGAUGGCAGCAUUUCCAUGGAGGAGCUCUCACGCCUGUUUUCGCAGAUGGGCCUCAAGGACCGGACCCUUCAGAACCGGGCAUUCCAGACGCUGGACAUCAACGGGGACGGUGUUUUGUCUUUCAGCGAAUUCUCGGCUGGCGUCUUGACGGUUUACACCGAUCUCCUCGAGGACCGAUUCCUCGAACUUUUCCGGCGGCACGACAUCAACGGCGAUGGAAUGCUGAGCCGUGCAGAGUUUGAAGCCUUCAUGGAGAAGGUCCUGCCUCUGGCCAACCGCAGCGUUCAGCAAAGUCCGGCAGAAACCAUCACAAAGAUCUUUGGACACGAAGAGGACCUCAUUACCUUCGAGGAGAUGAGAGCCCAACUCCUGCCGACAAGCACGAAGAAACGGCGAAGAUAG
This is a messenger RNA of Symbiodinium sp. CCMP2592, 480 nucleotides long. The record is from the annotation of a GenBank genome assembly. Lineage: Eukaryota; Dinophyceae; Suessiales; Symbiodiniaceae.